This is a messenger RNA of Morone saxatilis (striped sea-bass), 1712 nucleotides long. RefSeq names its product perilipin 2 (gene plin2). NCBI's taxonomy places the organism in Eukaryota, Metazoa, Chordata, Actinopteri, Moronidae. Gene Ontology annotation, biological process: lipid storage; positive regulation of triglyceride storage. The record is from RefSeq and is a predicted model, not a curated record. The transcript is spliced from 8 exons. Bases 83 to 1414 code for a protein of 443 amino acids. Gene Ontology annotation, cellular component: lipid droplet; cytosol.
GUCGCUCCUCAAAGUAUCAGUCAGCUCAUUCGCACUUUAGAUUGUAACCAGACGCCCUAAAUAUCGGUUGUGUUCAGCAGACAUGGCAGCAGCUGCAGUUAUCUUAAAUCAGAAUGUGGUGGAGAGGGUGACCAGCCUUCCUCUGGUGAGCUCCACCUAUGGCCUGGUGUCCAGCGUGUACUGCAACACCAAGGACAACCACCCUUACAUCAAGAGCGUGUGUGAGGCUGCUGAGCAGGGAGUCCGAAACAUCACCUCUGUGGUCCUCACCACGGCUUCACCCAUCAUCGACAAGCUGGAGCCUCAGAUUGCCAUUGCUAAUGACCUGGCCUGUAAAGGUUUGGACAAGAUUGAGAAAACCUUGCCGAUUCUUCACCAGCCGUCUGAGCAGAUCGUUUCCAGUGCCAAGGAUGUGGUAACCAACGCUAAAGAUGUUGUGACAGGCACGGUGUCCGGUGCCAAGGACACAGUCUCAGACAGUCUGACCAGCGCCGUGGUAAAGACUCGGGGCGCGGUGCAGGACGGGAUGGACAAGACCAGGGCCGUUGUCAGCGAGAGUGUCACCACAGUGCUGGAGAGCAGAGUGGCCCGGCUGGUCAGCAGCGGAGUGGACACGGCCCUCAGCACCUCUGAGAGCCUGGUGGACCAGUACCUGCCUGUGACGGAGGACGAGCUGGAGCUGGAGGCCAAAAAUGUGAGAGGCUUUGACAAGAAGGAGUCGAGCUACUAUGUCCGCCUGGGUUCCCUCUCCACCAAGCUGCGAAAGCGGGCGUACACCAGGGCCCUGGCCAAAAUCCAAGACGGCAGGCAGCGAAGCAGGGAAUUCAUCUCUGAGCUGAGCUCCACUGUCGACCUGAUUGAAUAUGGUAGGAAGAAUAUUGACGGGGCUAACCAGAUGGUGAAUGACAAGCUGAGCUCCCUGGUGGCGUGGAAGUCCAAUGGUCAUGAGGCAGAGGUAAUCGAGUCUCGCACCUUGGCUCUGGCACAUUCCCUCACCCAGCAGCUCCAGACCACCUGCCUGGUCCUCGUCUCCAGCCUGCAGGGCCUCCCCAACAACAUCCAGCAGGAGGUGCUCUCACUCAGGCACUCGGCCACACAAAUAUACACCAGCUUCAGCAAGGCUAACAUGCUGGGAGACCUGCCCAGCAGCGUGCUGACCAGCAGCAAAGUUCAACUGGGCAAAAUGAAAGAUUCCCUAGACAACGUCAUGGACUACCUGGUCAAUAACACGCCGCUCAACUGGCUGGUCGGUCCCUUCUACCCCCGGAUGGCCCCGGAUGAGAAUCAGACUCGUACGCCGGCUUCUGAUUCUUGUGGCACACAAGCUACGUCCUCCUGCUCUCACUCCUCCCAGCUACACCGAGAGGAGCCCAUGGAAGUGGAGAUGGAGUCGCUGCAGUCCCAGCGGCACUAGUGAUCCAUUGCAGCUUCAUGUUCUGAGUUUUAAGUAAUAUAUUCUGCUUUUUUAGGCAAAGAUUGCACUUUUUAAUAUAAUGUUGAAUGCAUUAGGAUGUUAUACUUUAAUAUAGCUACAUGUCAACAAACAACAAUACUUGUUUUAUACUUAUUUUUUAAUUCUUGCUGUAACCAAAAUCACCUAAAAUCUUAUAUUUGUCAAUUCUGUGCCCAAUUUUAUAAGUUUUAUAAGCGAGACAUACACUGGCAAAACUUAAUCAUGUGCUUAUUUCAAAAUAAAAGUUACUGGAAUGAGA